This is a messenger RNA of Drosophila willistoni, 2901 nucleotides long. RefSeq lists its product as uncharacterized. The record is from RefSeq and is a predicted model, not a curated record. Lineage: Eukaryota; Metazoa; Arthropoda; Insecta; Diptera; Drosophilidae. The coding region runs from base 514 to 2571 and encodes 685 amino acids. The transcript is spliced from 8 exons.
GUUUAAUUUCAGAGUCUCUCAGUGUUUAAGCAUUCAAGUAAAUGUGUUUUAUGUGUCUGUGUCUUAUUGUUAGUGAAUUUCAAGAGAAGGAAAGAGUAAAAGCAAAAUAAGAGACUUACCAUAAACAGGGUAAUAAUUUAGUGUUUCAUACUUGACACUUGGACAAAUGUAAUUUAUACAUGCCGUACGAAGUUUUGUGCGAAAAUUUAUUGUGAUGGAUAUCUAAAAGACACAGUGAAAAUAAAGCCAAAAAUAAUAUUAAAUCCUUCCUUUUGCUCUGCAUAGAAAUGAAUGUCAACGCGUUCGCAUUUUAAGUGCCCAGUGCGGAGGACAACGGUGUCCUCCAUAAAGGAAUCAACGGAAGUGGAACGUGACUUUUAGCGAAAGUAAAUUGAAGCCACCGCAGCGAUAAAACUGCGAUGCCAACCUGAGCAAGAUUCGUUAGUGCAAUCAUAGAGAUAAAAGUAUAUAUAUAUAUAUAUUUAUCUGUGUGUAAGGUCACUGUGCCUGCUCAUGGCUGUCACAUCGAGUGCAUCAGAGAUGAACUACGCCAAGAGACGUUGCCAUCGACAUGAUGGUGGUCCAUGGAUCCAUUUCCAUUCCCAUUCCCAUGGCCAUUUGUCCAACCUUUGGAUGCUGUUGUCGCUAUUGCUGCUGGCAUUGCUGCUGGUAGCGACAACCACAACAGCUGCUCCAACAUCAAAAGAUCGUCGACGUUGUGCACACAAAGGCAUUGCAGAGCUGAUACGGACAAGUCCUGUGAUUGUCAAGGCACUUGGGGCUCGCAUAUUCACCGAUGACGAGUUGGAGGCUGCCGCUGCGUCAGCUUCAGUUUCGCCGUUGGCCACAAUUUUAAUAACAUUAACACCGGAAACGAUAUACAAGGGUGCCUCGCUGUUGAAAAUGGCCAAUGGAGGUGAAAAUGGUGGUCCUGGCGAAGGACCAUCAACACUUGGCGGUGGCAUGGGCGGUGGUGGUGUGCCCUUUGCCAGUGGGUCAGAGCAUAGUAGUGGCAAUGGCAAUGCCAGGAGAGAGGGCAGCACAACCUAUCAGUAUGAAGGCCAACUGAAUGCCACGUUACAACCGCUGGGAUGUUUCGAUGCUAAUAUGCUGAAAAUGCUGCCCACGGAAUUAAUUGCUUUUGGCAAAUUGUUGCCUGCCUCGCCCUCUGCUGCUGCCCUCUUUACUGCGGGGCAAUUGCAACGACCGUUGCCACUUCCCAUGGCCGCAACAGACAAGGAUGUGCUUCACAUCAGCAUCAAUGGCCUGCAUCGCUGGACCCCGCAAUUCGAGAAUCAUAUCUGGAAGCAUUUGGGUUGGGAUGACUGGAGUGACUUUACAUUAUGCAGCGUCACCUGCGGUAAGGGUGUGCAACAGAGAUUCCGCCGUUGCCUACUGGACAAUCCACUUGUGGACAUCAACAUGAAUAUCAAUCUAGCUAACGAUGAGGUCGAUGAGGAGGAGGAAGAGGAGGAAUGGAAGCUGGAGAUGACUAAAGCUGACGAGGCAAAUAAUGAUGGCCUGGCCGUCGCCGUCGCAGUCAAUGCUGUUAAUAAUGAAGUGCCAUCCCACGAUGAUGAGAAAAAUGAGCAGCAGCGGCAGCCGGAGACUAUGACAACUGCAGCGACAGUUGUUGGAAAAGCAACAAGCAACGUUAAUGAACAGGCAACAGCCGAAAGUGUCAGCUUUGUAACGAGUGCACGUAAUGAUGAUGGCAUUGCCAGCUCUGAAGCCGUAGGGCCAGCAGACUCAUCAGAUGGUUAUUCCAGGAGAACGCAACGUGCAUAUAAUCAUCAGAAGAAAAAGCGCAAAUCAGCCAAAAGUGUGGCAUUGUCCACGCUCCUUUGUGAGGGCUAUAACAUCGAGCAGCGGAACUGCAACAGCUUCGAAUGCAGCGAUGAUAUUAGUGAUCUGUUGAAAUUCUAUAAGAAAUUGCCACAGAUUGAGGAACUAACCAGUGAGCCAUCAUCAUUUUUGGCCGGAGAGAUGCAAGAUGUGAUCACCACCACAACGACAUCCACAGCACAACAGUCCAGCAGUAAUGGAGCUCUGCCACUGUCAUCGACCCCCUCGAAUAUGGGUUAUAUGCGCAGCUGGAGAAAUACUCUUAAUUUCACUUUAAUGAUCACUUUAAGAUCAAAGAAUGACACAAAAAAUACGGCCAUCAUAUUUUCAAUACGCAAUGCCACACACAAUCUAUAUCUGGAGGCAUGUAAGGAUGGUCUACGUUUGUAUCUGGAACGCGACAAUACAACGGAAAUGUUGCCGGUGAAAUUCAAUUUAUAUGAUUAUCGCUGGCAUCAAGUGGCCAUCAGCAUACAAAAUGGCGAUUUCAUAUCGAUUUAUGUCGAUUGCUUGUGGACAAACAGUUUCGUUGUCUCCAAGCGACUGUAUACGCUGCCCAUGGAUGCUGAUGUUGAAAUUGGACGUGGCUUUAAUGGGGAACUGCAACAAUUGUUGGUCCUGCCUGAGCAUCAGGAACGGCUGCAAUGCAGCAAUAAACGAACAUCAAUCAAUGAAGUAAAACGCUACAUCAUAGACACAUUCAUCGAGGACUAUGGUGGCAAUUGAGGGGAGGAGGACUAAGCCAAAAUAAUAUAUAAACCAAAAACAAAAAUCAAAUGAAAUGCAAAUGAAAAUGGUAAUCGAAAUGAUUGCAUUCCAUAUUUGAAUGAACAAAUGCAAAUCUGAAAUGCAAAUUUUUCGAUCAAAUUAUGCAUUUAGUUUUAACAUAAGCCAAUGUAGAAUCUAUCUUCAUACAAACACAUAUACAAAUAUACAUAUACGUAUAUAUAUAUAUAUAUGUAUAUAAUGAUGUGAUUCAUGUCUCCUAGCAACGCAUUUGGUGUAUUGUAAAUUCCUAUAAAAGGCAUAAAAAUUAAUACGUAUUGUAUUGUAAAA